Molecule: messenger RNA, 1357 nt
Organism: Meriones unguiculatus (Mongolian gerbil)
Lineage: Eukaryota; Metazoa; Chordata; Mammalia; Rodentia; Muridae
Exons: 8
Coding region: 305-1210 (301 amino acids)
Molecular function (GO): methyltransferase activity
Source: RefSeq, a predicted model, not a curated record
UGUGUCUUGGCUCGCGCCGACCUUUGACCUCAGCGUUCCACCGGAACGUCACUGCGGCGGCAAGCCAGCGGCUAAACAGGCCCUCUCCGGGUGCAAUCUCGGGGAAAAGUCAGGACUAGAAGCACCGCCUUAAGAAAAAGCGACCGGGCGUGCCAGAGGGCUGGGCGAAGGGCGUGGCUUGCGCCUCCCGCAGCCCCGAGAGGCGGGACCCCGAGGGGGCGGGGCUUAGCGGUUCGGCCCUCCUGACGCGUGUCUGGCUGCGCGUGCUCAGUGCGAACCUGCUCUUGCGUUUGCUGGCUGCGCCAUGGAUUUUGACUCCGCUCGGCGGGCUGUUUUUCAGCUGCUCGGCGCCACGGCUCCCGCAGAAGUCCCGGCCCUGAUCCACUGGAUGAGAACUACUCGGGAUUUUGACAGACUCACGCAUGACAAUAACGACGCUGUGCUGAAGAACAUAGCAGAUGACCUUCGGGACCGUUUGCCUCUAGAAGCUGUGCUGCGCUCGGAACAUGUAGCCCUUCAAAAGAUACAACAGCAGCCGGAACCCACAGUUCACGUUGAUGCAUUCCUUUAUGAUGAAGAGUUUAUUGAUUCAUUAUGUGAGGAAGGAAAACUGAGCAGAAACUACUGUACUGUGUGUGGCUCCCACCGAAUAGCUCCUCUGGGAUUUAUUUCUCACUCCUUCUCCCUCGUGGAGUUGAAGUUCAUUUAUCAUCACGUUCUCCCCGAUCUGUCAGGAAAGGUCUUGGUUGACGUUGGCUCCAGACUUGGCACAGUCCUUUAUGGGGGCUACCUUUACAGCUCAGCACUGCAGCUCUGUGGGGUAGAGCUGAAUGGAGAAUUUUGCCAAUUGCAGGAAAUGAUCAUAAAGAAAUACCAGUUCAGUGACAGAAUCAAGGUGCUUCAUGCUGACAUCCGUACCCAGAGUGCACUCCUGCAGAGUGCUGAUGUCAUUGUAAUGAACAAUGUCUUCGAAUAUUUUCUCACUGAGGCUGAACAGGCCAGUGCCUGGGACUACAUCAUCCAGAACGUAAGAAAACGAGGAUCGCUACUAGUGACAGUACCAAGUCUCCAAGAUUCUCUCAUGGGUCUUCAGAUUAAUAUGCAGCUGUCCUCCUGGGUGGAAGAGAUCCCACUGAACCUUGAUGAGUACCCACAAACGGAUGUUGACCGAGAAGCUCUUGAACAAAUUCAUUUGUAUAGGGUUCUCUAGCCCUGAAGUAACCCUCUCCCCUGUGAUACGGUAAUCCAUACGUUUUGUUCCCUUCCAAGUAUUACAUGCAUGAUCUUGUCCCUGUAAAUAGUUGUGUAUGAACUACAUAUGUGGUAGUUCUGUGUGGAUUAAAAUACUUAUCUGAAA